Punctularia strigosozonata HHB-11173 SS5 is the source of this 985-nucleotide messenger RNA. RefSeq lists its product as uncharacterized. The transcript has 4 exons. Lineage: Eukaryota; Fungi; Basidiomycota; Agaricomycetes; Corticiales; Punctulariaceae. Bases 71 to 838 code for a protein of 255 amino acids. The record is from RefSeq and is a predicted model, not a curated record.
CUGCAGGGUGCGAAAAAUCAAGUGCAACGGCCCCGUAUCACAGCCUGCAGGUAGCGCUGGAGUCUCUUACAUGCCCUGCCCGGGCUGUUUACGAGAGGGCUUCCUGUGCGAGUGGCAAGACAGGGACCACUACUUCAGGGAGCGACACCGAAUAUCAGCCUCCGGUUCAGGCCGUUCGAAGCGCGAUCGACACGCAUCGUCCUCUCCGGCCGCUGCGGCAGGCUCGUCACACGGCGAGAGGUUGCAUGCCCGGAGACAUCGGCCAGUCGCCGGAGGGCUGGAAGCCAUUGCGGAAACACAGAAUCCUCAGGGUAACGGGCUGAUUGCUCCCUUACCCACGUGGGACUACGACUACUCUCGUCGAUGCUUCAAUUACUCGAGCGACAGCGAGAGCUCGCUAGGCUCCGCUAUCCCAUCUCCCUCUCCGAGUCACAGCGCCGAUUACAUAUCUGCUGUGGAGGACAUACAAGCAUCGUCGUUCAUGCCUAACAGCGACGCCCUUUCUGGCGAAGACAUCUUCGGACUUCCGCCGUCGCUCUCCCCUGGAUCCAUUAUGUCACCGAUGGGAACUGCCGCUACGGCCUCCUUCGACGCCACGCCAGCCCUCGCGGGCCUCGAUGAAUCUUUUGAUUUCUUGACGCCGCUCGACGGGGCAGUGCGGCUACCCGAUGCUAGCACCACGCCGUUGGAGGGCCUGUGGACCGACUUUGACUGGUCAACGCUCUCGUCGGCACCGAUUCCAUCCCAAGCCGGCGCUUUGCCUUUGAAUGACUCGUACUACUACGCGGCUGAUGCUGCCUGGUACAUGCCUCGACACGGCUUUCCCGGCUGCGCUUGAUACCAAGACCAUCCUACCAGCGCGUCUGUUGCUCCAACUUCAUCUCGAGUAACGCCGCUACACUGUAUUACACGUUCAGGCGCUCACGGACUUUCUUCGGUUUCAUACCAUGUUGCAUUGGGAAUGCGUUCCUUCAAUAUACAAUUU